Messenger RNA from Coffea eugenioides, 1559 nucleotides. RefSeq names its product UV radiation resistance-associated gene protein. The transcript is spliced from 6 exons. Lineage: Eukaryota; Viridiplantae; Streptophyta; Magnoliopsida; Gentianales; Rubiaceae. Gene Ontology annotation, molecular function: SNARE binding. Gene Ontology annotation, biological process: SNARE complex assembly. The coding region runs from base 308 to 1399 and encodes 363 amino acids. The record is from RefSeq and is a predicted model, not a curated record. Gene Ontology annotation, cellular component: lytic vacuole; endosome.
AGUUUGUUCUUCACCAACCAUUCCUCUUUCCUCUCCUUCCGAUUAAAGAAAAAUUACUCAUUUCAAUAAAAAAUUCCACCCAAAAAUCCCCUCCUAUAUAUUCUCUCACUCCACAUAAUUUUUCAAAUUUUAUAAUUAUAUCCCAAUUCCCAAACCCCAUAAAUCCAAUGAGGCUGUCAAAACCCUAAUUCCCAAAAUUCUCAGCUAUGGUGUUGAAGAAGAGGUGCCAAGAAAUUUACCAUGAUCCCUGUCUUCAUCAUCAUCUUCCCCAAUAUCUGCUGAUCAAAUCGAAUAGUGUUAAAAUUGAAUGGAUUCGAAGAAGAAGAUGCUGAAUUCAGUAGCCGAAGGGGAGAAAGAAAAAGAUAAAGAAGUGAAAAUUGAUGAGGGAAAUGCGAAAUUAAUUGAAUGGGAAGAUUACCAGCAAGAAUUAGCGCGAUUCUGUAGCCUUACCUCUGCUCUCAACGAAGCUAAGCAGAAAAAACUUGUACUUCAACAGAAGCUUCAGUCCCUCAUACAGGUAGAAGCUGAGUCAUUAAAUCGGUCAAAUGAGCUUGAUGAGAUGCGUGAAAAAUUGGAAUCUCGAAAAUUGGUGAUGGGAAACAUGUCAAUGCAUUCAAAAGUUGCGGAAGAGAAAGUUAAAAAGCAAGAAGAACAACUGAGUAGUGAGAUUAGAUCCCUGUUACUAGCUGGAACAGCUCUUUCUGUGGCUAGCAAGCAGCUGCAAGAAGCUAAUGGAUACCUUGCUGGAGAGAGAGGUUAUCUUCAUCUCAAAACCUUGCAAAAAUCAUUAAGAGUGAGACAGCAAUAUAUGGUAUCGCAAGUUUCUUUGCUGUACCCUGUGAAGUUUGUAAUUGGGCAUCCACAUGAACAAGAACUGGAAUCAUUUACCAGCAGUAUUAAAUCUGGUGUUACUGCUGGAUCUAAACCUCUUGAUCAAGGGUCCUUGACUAUUUCAGGUCUCCAUCUCACUGUGAUUCCUUUUACAAAGAUGAGUUUUUUCACUGAUAAAAAGGAAGUUCAACAAUCUUCGACGGCCCUCGGAUACAUAGCACAUGCUGUCUUACUUAUUGCUUCAUAUUUGCAAGUUCCUUUGCGUUAUCCUUUGCGUUUGGGAGGUUCUCGGUCAUAUAUUCGUGACUAUGCACCUUCCAUUGAGCCAGUGUCAUCUGAUGAAACUUCAAAUUCAUUAGUUUUGACAAAUGCAAAGCCUGUAGAGUUUCCUCUCUUUUUAGAAGGGCAAGACUCAACAAGAGCAGCUUAUGCAGUAUUCUUACUCAAUAAGGACUUAGAGCAACUUUUGAAUUAUAUUGGCGUCAAGAGUUUAGGGCCACGCCAUGUUUUGGCCAAUCUGAAAGAGCUUCUGAAAACCAUUCUUUCUCCAGAGUAUAUAGACACAUGAGCAAGCCUGCAUUAGUGUUUUGGUUUGUGUAAAUCAAAGAUUUGUAUUCUUAGUUGGGUGCCCAAUUUUUCAAAGGAGCACCUUUCAACAGAUUGUAAUCAAUUUUUAGGCAGAGAAUUGCAAAUUAUGCAUGAUAGAAAUUCUUAUCUGUUUACUUUUA